This is a messenger RNA of Zonotrichia leucophrys gambelii, 1527 nucleotides long. It is a transcript of the gene TIFA, whose product is annotated as TRAF interacting protein with forkhead associated domain. Gene Ontology annotation, biological process: canonical NF-kappaB signal transduction. Bases 326 to 889 code for a protein of 187 amino acids. Gene Ontology annotation, molecular function: protein binding. The transcript has 3 exons. NCBI's taxonomy places the organism in Eukaryota, Metazoa, Chordata, Aves, Passeriformes, Passerellidae. The record is from RefSeq and is a predicted model, not a curated record.
AGAGCUUCCCGCCCCGCGGUGCCCUCAGCACCGCCCGUCCCGGCUCCUCCCGCUCCCGCUCCUCCCGCCCCAGCGCUUCCCGCCGGCCCCCUCAGGACUCACCGGGAGUCAGGAGCCGCCGCAGCCCUCGGCGGCCGGCGGAGCCCCGCUCCCGGCAGGAGAGGAUGAUGAGGUGAGAGCACGGUGCCGGGACGGACAACAGCGGGGCAGUGGCUGCCUUAGAGCUGCAGAGAAAUCUACAGAAGGUUUCUUCCUCCUGGCCAAUGCACUCUAACGCUCUGUGCCGUGGUUUUGCCGUCUCCUGGCUCCAAGGGCUCCUCUCGCCAUGAGCUUCUUCGAGGAGGCCGAAACAGAGGAGACAGUGACGUGCCUCCACCUGACCUUCUACCACCCCGGGCAGGCUGAGAAGAUGAUGUUCCGCUGCCUGGAUUUCUGCCGGCGGCAGCAGCUGCGGGCGGACGACACGGCCAAGUUUGGCCGCGACUCCAGCCUGUGCCGCUACAGCCUGGUGGACACGCGCGUCUCCCGCAUCCAGUUCUCCCUGCAGUUCUACAGGAAGCUCCACAGCUCCGAGUACGCCUUCGAGAUCAAGAACCUGAGCAAGAAAACGAAGCUGACCGUCAACCAAACGGAGCUGGGUUACUUGAACAAAAUCGACCUGCCCUGGAAGUGCAUCAUCUGCUUUGGGGAAUACCAGGUCCUGGCGGAGAUUCAAGAAGGGGAGGCCGUGGAUUAUUUUGAGACUCACUUGCACUUGGCUGAAGCACCCAUCUUACAAGAAAGGUGCCUGCCAUCCCUGCAGCCUGUUCCUGAGAAUGGCAUUUCUCCUUCCUUUCCUCCUGGCCAAGGCAAAAGCCCCACAGAGAUUGAUGAGAACGAGAUGUGCUAGCGGGGAGAAGGAGGCUGGAUCAGGUUCUCUGGCCUCCAGCACACACAGCUCUCACCUCAGCCCAGUGUUCUUGGUGGUGCUCACUGACUGCCACACAUCAGUCUUCUUUACUUGCUGUUAUCAGCACAGGCAUUCCAGAGCACUGCUCCCUCCACAGGAAUGGAUUCCUGACACUGCCUUCUCGGAGGGCUCUCUGAUGCCCAGAAAGGUGUGGGAGACAAGGGGUCACUCAAAUCCACAGAAUCCCAGAACUGUGGCCACGUGCCUUGGAGGGAUAUUUAACAGGCACUAAUACAGAGCGAGCACAGCAGGGUUUUGGUCCCAAGCAGGGGGUGACACAGUGUCUUGUUGCAUAUUUUACUUUGUGCUCUGCUUUGCACACCAAAUCCCAAACAGUAUUUUUUGCGAGCCUAUGUUGUGACUUCACAGAUUUUGCAACUUAGAAACACUUUGUCCUUUUAUGUUUUUAUUAGCUUCAAAGCAAGGUUUCUUUUUUAUUUUCACUUAUUUAAUGAAUAUUUUUUUUUUUUUUUUGCAAGUUAACUACUUUUGCUUGUGAUGUAGACAAACAUGUAGCACCAAUGAUCAUGGUCUAUAAAAAUCCACAAUUAUUUUGCAAUAAAUACAUUUUGUUCCCU